Messenger RNA from Rhopilema esculentum, 610 nucleotides. RefSeq names its product V-type proton ATPase subunit F. Gene Ontology annotation, cellular component: proton-transporting V-type ATPase, V1 domain; membrane. Gene Ontology annotation, molecular function: proton-transporting ATPase activity, rotational mechanism. Gene Ontology annotation, biological process: proton transmembrane transport. NCBI's taxonomy places the organism in Eukaryota, Metazoa, Cnidaria, Scyphozoa, Rhizostomeae, Rhizostomatidae. The record is from RefSeq and is a predicted model, not a curated record.
UACUGGUAGCACAAUCAGCUGACGCCUUCCAAUGUUUUUCCUCUCCUUUCUUGAUACAUGUAAGCGAGGCAGCUCCUGGUUCCAGUUGUUGCAGGUCAUCUUCAAAAUGGCGGGGAAAGGCAAGGGUGGAAAACUAAUGGCAGUUAUUGGAGAUCAGGAUACCUGCACUGGAUUCCUGUUGGGGGGAAUCGGAGAAGUGAAUUCUAAAAGGCAAAAGAACUUUUUUGUUGUGUCUAAAGAAACUACCAUUCAUGAAAUUGAGGAAACAUUUAAUGCAUUCACAAGCAGGUCUGAUAUUGCCAUUAUUCUCAUUACACAAAAGAUUGCUGAAGAAAUCCGACAUGUCUUAGAUGCUCAUGAUAAAGCUAUCCCUGCUAUUCUUGAGAUUCCGUCUAAAGAUUAUCCAUAUGACUCAUCAAAGGAUUCCAUUUUGAAGAGAGCCAAGGGUAUGUUUUCGGCGGAGGACUUCCGAUAAACAAGAAACUCCAAAAUCAAACCAAUUAUAAUUUAUUCUAUAGCCUUGAAAUAAAUGUGAAUUUUUCUUUUUUAUCAUUUAAUUAAUGCAUAUUGCUUAGAAAUUUGUUGUCUUGGAUAUUUUGAUUCGACAAAA